AUGCCAACUCGAGCAGACCUCAUCCACGCCCUCAACGCUGGGCCAAUCUCCAGUGAGACGGAAUCGGUCGACUCGGACACGAUCCGGGAUGACAAGACGUUCAAGGAAGGCGACUGCGAGCUGAUCAGCGUUGACAACCAUCGUUUCCGUGUGAGCCAUUGCUAUCUCGUUGCCCACAGCAAGGUGUUCCGGGACAUGUACAACCUUGGAGAUGGGACGCAAGAGUUCAGCGUGACCUUUACAGACCGCGAGUUUGAGACGGGGUCGGUAAUCCGUCUCUUCCUUUGCGCAGCAGUGCGAGGCGACAUCCGCUCACACGUCUUCGGCAAUUGCACCGACAUGCGCGAACUCGUCAUGUUCGUGGACAAGUACGACUGCGAACCCAUCAGGCGCCUCAUCCACUCUGAAUGCGAGGUGUCCAUCCUGCGCGGGUGGGGCGGGAGCCUUGAGCUCUUUGCCGUCACUGCGGCGGCAGACGACCGCGAUCUGUGCCAUCUGCUAGUACAGGAACGAGGGAACGAGACGUGGCCGCGCGGCAACAAUGGUCGACUGCAUCACCGUAUGAGCGCACGACCCGGCAUGAGUAUCUGGGACGUGCGCAGCUGGCCCGAGAGCGCAUGGCGCCUCGGCAUCCCCCUCCAGUACCAGUUUGCGCUUACACGCGCACACGGCCAGCUCUCUGGCUCGACUGCACCAGCUGGACUGUCGCUGGCGGACGAGUUUGAGAAGUACCUCCGGCUACUCAAACCUGGAUGGCGAGACCGUCGCGAUCCGGACGACGCCGAGAUCGACGAAUACUACUUUGAGUGA
Messenger RNA from Cutaneotrichosporon cavernicola, 810 nucleotides. RefSeq lists its product as uncharacterized. The coding region runs from base 1 to 810 and encodes 269 amino acids. The record is from RefSeq and is a predicted model, not a curated record. Gene Ontology annotation, molecular function: protein binding. The transcript is spliced from 2 exons. NCBI's taxonomy places the organism in Eukaryota, Fungi, Basidiomycota, Tremellomycetes, Trichosporonales, Trichosporonaceae.